Molecule: messenger RNA, 884 nt
Organism: Exserohilum turcica Et28A
Lineage: Eukaryota; Fungi; Ascomycota; Dothideomycetes; Pleosporales; Pleosporaceae
Exons: 2
Coding region: 154-657 (167 amino acids)
Cellular component (GO): membrane; signal peptidase complex
Molecular function (GO): serine-type endopeptidase activity
Source: RefSeq, a predicted model, not a curated record
CGCCUGUCCACUUUCGAAAGAACGCCGCGCCCGCGAACACGAUAUUACACGGUUUUUUUUUGUUUCUUACUCCGGAUCGGCACUGGACGAAAUACAAUCCAUACUUUCUGCAAUACGGAAUCCAAAUCCGCAACAAUGCUAGGCAUCGCCGACAUGCAGCCACGGCAACUCGCCGCGCAAGUGCUCAACUUUGCGCUGGUGCUGUCGACAGCAUUCAUGAUGUGGAAAGGGCUGUCUGUAGUGUCGGACUCGCCAUCGCCAAUCGUGGUUGUGCUUUCUGGAUCCAUGGAGCCGGCGUUCCAGCGCGGCGACCUGCUGUUUCUGUGGAACCGGGGGCUCGAUACACAGGUGGGCGAGAUUGUCGUGUACAAUGUCAAGGGCAAGGAGAUUCCCAUUGUGCAUCGUGUGGUGCGGAGAUAUGGUGGAGGUAAAACUCCUCUUCGCCUCCUCACAAAGGGAGAUAACAACCUUGCUGACGACACGGAACUGUACGCUGCUGGCCAAUCCUUCCUCAACCGCAAAGAAGAUGUCAUUGGAAGUGUAGUCGGAUUUAUACCUUUUGUGGGAUAUGUGACGAUUCUGCUGAGCGAGCAUCCAUGGCUGAAACAGGUCAUGCUGGGAAUAAUGGGAAUCAUGGUAGUGUUGCAGAGGGAAUAGUAUGUGCAUGGUAGCAAGAGGGCGUUGUGUGUAUGUGUUUUGCGUGUUGAGAUUGAUGACGGCAAUGUGGAUGGCAUCAUGUCCAGACAUAGUGUUGAUCUUGGCUGAAAAGCGUUGCUCACCAGUUUUGAUGUAUGCAUGCUGUACGUAUGCUUGAGAGAUGGUAGACCCGGAUGUUUAAGGUUUAUCCAAGCACAUUCUAAAUGUACAGAAUUGAAUCAAACAAG